AUGAACACCAAAACCUCUCAACCGAGCAACAGUGCCGCCUGGCUCCCUUCCCUAAGAGCCAACCUCAAAAUAGGUCCAUCACCCUACACCUCCCCCCUCCCAGAUCAAAUCGCCAUCAAAACCCGCGCCAUCGCCAUAAAUCCCGUAGACUGGAUGGUCCAAACCGCCGCCGGCGGGCUAGUCUACCCUCAUCUCAAGACUCCUUUCGUAGCCGGAACAGACGUUGCUGGCGAGGUAGUCGAGAUUGGUUCUUCAGUAACUCGAUUCAAAGUUGGUGAUCGAGUUCUCGGAUACGCCAUUGGGACGGCGGGUCCUCCUAUCAAGGCUGGAAGUCAUGAGAGUGCUUUUCAGGAGUAUGUGGUGUUGAGAGAACAUCUCAGUUCGCCAGUUCCAGAUGCCAUGUCCUUCGAAGAAGCAUCCAUCAUUCCCAUGGGCAUAUCCACCGCAGCAUGCGGUCUAUUCCAAGACGACCAACUAGGUCUCCAACUCCCCUCUUCACCUCCUGCAAAACCCACUGGAAAAACUCUCAUCAUCUGGGGCGGUUCCACAAGCGUAGGCUGCAACACCAUCCAACUCGCCGUCGCCGCAGGCUACGAAGUCAUAACUACCUGUUCACCGAAGAACUUCAAGCUCGUCAAAUCCCUCGGCGCAACACACGUCUUCGACUACAACUCUCCAACCGUGAUCGCCGACAUCACGAACCUCAUGAAGACCAGAAUCUCAGCUGGGGCUUACUCCAUAGGUUCAGGCGCCGCAGACGCAUGUCGUUCUAUCCUCUCACACUGCAACGGUUCGAAAUUCAUCGCCAUGGCCACGUACCCGGUUCCUCAGAAACCGCUCGAGUUGUUCGUGUUGCCACGCACGAUGUUCGGGUUCGUGACGUGGAAUAUUAAACACUGGAUCCUCUGUAAAUUCUUGGGCGUGAACUCGAAGUUCAUUUUCGGGUAUACGCUUAUUGAUAACGGCGUUGGGAAAAUGCUGUAUGCGGAUUAUCUGCCGGAGGCUCUAAAGGAGGGUACAUUUGUUAGUAGUCCGGCAGUGAGGGUUGUGGGACGGGGGUUGGAAAGUGUACAGCCGGCUUUCGAGGUACAGAGGAAAGGUGUCAGUGCUGAGAAGAUUGUUGUGAGUUUAUAA
Messenger RNA from Glarea lozoyensis ATCC 20868, 1134 nucleotides. RefSeq names its product GroES-like protein. The record is from RefSeq and is a predicted model, not a curated record. Lineage: Eukaryota; Fungi; Ascomycota; Leotiomycetes; Helotiales; Helotiaceae. Gene Ontology annotation, molecular function: oxidoreductase activity, acting on NAD(P)H. The transcript has a single exon. Bases 1 to 1134 code for a protein of 377 amino acids.